AGCAGGACAUUGUUGACAACUGUAGCUUGUCAGCAAACUUGUCCAGUUGCCAGAACAAUGAGCCCGUCGACAUGACUUUGGGUGGGUUUCGUCGUGGUUUCGAUGGGUUUUCGUCGCGCUAGUUAACCGAGGAGCCGAGUCAGUGAGUCUGCGAGUCAACAGAUUUGACUCACAACGUUUCAGAGCAUCUGCAGCUUAGCUAAGCUAACAGGCUUAGCUGAAGACCAAACAGCAGCAUGGGCGACGGCAGCGUUGCUCCCAGGAUCGGCAACAUGAAGGCGUUGCUGGGGAUAGUUGCCGGAGCUGGAGCUUCUUACGGGUUAUACAAACUCAUCAGCAGGGGAGGCUUCAAGAGAAACAAGAAGGGUGCUGGCGGUGAAAGUCCCGCUGUCAGGAGCAGUCCUCCCGGGGAAGUUACUCUGCAGCCGGGCAGCCUGCUGGCCAGAGUGUCCGGACUGGAUGUGGUGUGUCCCCGACCUGUGGAUGUUGCAUCAGGUGACAUCAUCCACCAGUCCCCUGGCAACCUGGAUCCACAGCACUUGAAAAUGCUGCUGUCAUGUCUGCAGACCACCAAUAAUCCACCAGACAAAUGUCGCAUCCUACUGACGUUAGGAAAUUCUGCUGCUUUUACUGUGAAUCAGAAUCUAAUCCGGGAGUUUGAAGGGAUUCACAUCAUAGCUGGUUUCCUCUCUGAUCCUUCAGCGGAGGUCAGAGUGCAGACUCUGAAUGCUUUAAAUAAUCUGUGUAUGAACAUCCAAAACCAGGAACAAAUAAAGGUGUAUGUGCCACAGGUGCUGGAGCUGAUUGAGAUGUCACCUGUGAACUCGGAGCUUCAGCUCGGUGCUCUCAGGCUGCUGACAAACCUCUCGGUCACAGAUAAACAUCAGCACCUGCUUAAAGAAUCAGUUACACUUUUACUUUCUCUGCUUGUUGUGAGCAAUGAAGCAUUACAGGUUCAGACUUUGAAAGUCCUUGUGAAUUUGUCAUCCAAUCCAGAUAUGAUGGACGACAUUGUUCAAGCUCAGGCACCAGCCUCGGUUGUGCUGCUGUUUGAUGCACGAACAGCCCCUGCGGUGCUGCUGCGACUGCUGACAUUUGCAGGGAACUUAAAGGCCUGGAGGCCCUCUGCCCAGGUGGCCGAGGAACUGAGGCGGCAGCAGGAUUGCCUCUUCAGGGUCAUGUUAGAUGAGUCCUCUCAGCUCCACAGCAGACUGGUCCAGCUGCUUUCACACCCUGAUGGAGAGAUUCAGUCCCAGGUGGCUCGCAUCCUGACAUAGACCUCCCUCUGCACUCUUUAUCCAUGCACAGCUUUUGCUUUUUUUCACAUUUUACCAAAGCCAUCAACCCACCACUGUUCCGGUUCAAUUUUAAACCUGUUGACAUAAAUCUUACAAAAGAGAGGCUGCACAGCCUCCUGUGGGUACUCAACUUGCACUUCUGCACUCUCUAUAUCUACACAGUGUUCCCUUGAUCAAUAUUAUUACCACACGUAACUAAAUGAUCUAUUCCACAUCAACAGCCGCUCUUCCCUGAUUUCCACUCUCUUACAACACAGUUAAUCGAUGAGCAACAAGCAGGAAGAAACCAUUCAUUCGGCAGAGUGUAGAAACAGGCCUCUCCCUGCUUUUUUCCUGCUAAAGAGUUUUAUUUGCAUUUCCAGAGACUAUUUUCCUUCAAAGAUCCACAGUGCCCUUCCCUCUGAGAACUUCGCCGACUUUCUCUGAGGACAUCUUCCAGGUGAAAUUUCUGAACCCGAAUCCACUGCCAAACAUUUUAUAGUGAAUGUGUCAGAAUGACCUGUGCAGCACGACCCAACUAACCACCCACCUGUGGCUCUGAGAGACACUGAAGAGGUUUCUCGCCGCACACCUUAGCAUGCCUUGGAGACAUGAAUGAAUGGAUGCACUACAGCUCUAGUCCUCGUUAAUUUAUAGAUAUGUUGAAUUGAAAGAUCAUGGUCUUCAAGAUCUUUUUAUUUAAUUUGAUUAUCAGGACAUUGUGACUUUAAAGAAGCCAAAGUGAGGUCAAGGGCGGCAUGGUGCUGGAGAGGUUAGCACUGUCGCGUCACACCAAGAGGGCUUUAUGCUGGCUGGCUGCAGCUUUUCUGUAGGCGGGUUUCCAUGAUAGACUUGUGCUAAAAUUAGGCGAUAUUUUAAAAAUGUUGAUUCAACACAGUUGCGAGAUGACUGCAUUUUCGAUGAGUGAUGUUUUGCGACUUC
Molecule: messenger RNA, 2219 nt
Organism: Plectropomus leopardus (leopard coralgrouper)
Lineage: Eukaryota; Metazoa; Chordata; Actinopteri; Perciformes; Serranidae
Source: RefSeq, a predicted model, not a curated record